Molecule: messenger RNA, 6216 nt
Organism: Nycticebus coucang (slow loris)
Lineage: Eukaryota; Metazoa; Chordata; Mammalia; Primates; Lorisidae
Gene: SLF2
Product: SMC5-SMC6 complex localization factor 2
Exons: 21
Coding region: 889-4539 (1216 amino acids)
Biological process (GO): DNA damage response; protein localization to site of double-strand break; positive regulation of double-strand break repair
Cellular component (GO): site of double-strand break; nucleus
Source: RefSeq, a predicted model, not a curated record
AAUCUAUGUAGUCCACGUUCAAAAGGGGAGUUUGAAAGCUGACCCCGUGUUCUUUUGAAAAAUCUCCAAGCUGGCUGCAGAAAUUUUGGGGAUAACUCAUGAGAAACAAAAUGCUUCUGUGGAAUAAAAACUGUCUUUAUUUCAAUGGUUUUCUUUUAAUUUUUUCUUUCUUAAGAAAAAAAAAAUCUACCAUUAACACUUGAGAACUCUCACAGAAUGGCCAAGUCUUUGGAUUGGGCUGAGCAGACUACUAAAGAAAUGGUGACAGCAUUAUGGCAGUUUGGCCUGAGAUGUUAAAGAGACGAUGUAAUGAACACCUAGGGAUUUCUGAAGCACAAUUGUGUGACAGAGGAAGCCCAAGAGUUGGUCGCUCUCACUGAGGGCAGCUACUGAACUCAGAUUUGCUAAAGCAAAUCUCACCCAUCGCCUUCAACCAGCCGGGGGUCACCAGCUGCCGCAGAACCCACAGCAGCCGGCGAGUUCCCACCCACGCGCGCCAACCAAGGCCGAAGCGCCCCCGAGGCGGAGACGCGCGCCCUUGGCGCAUGUGACGGGACUGGGGGAGGCAGUUUUCUUCCUCCCCUCCCCCCUGCUCCAUAACCCGCCUUCUCCAGAGAGGCGCCAGCUUUCUAUUGUGCCACCAACUGAAUGACCUCCGUGCUAGCCAAUCAGGACGUGAUUCCUCAUGUAAGGCCCGCCCCCUGCUGGUCCUCGAGUUCCUUCCCGCUCACACCGGAGUCACUUCCGAAGAGAGAACCGCCAUGAAGAGAGAAGGGGGUGCCGCCCACCUCUGCUCCGACAGUCUCCCCAAGUCCCAGCGACAAGACGGCAACCACGCAACCAACUUCUCCAGCCACAGCUCAUGCCGCCGUCGCCAGCGGCGCCGACAUGACAAGGCGCUGCAUGCCUGCUAGGCCAGGUUUCCCCUCAUCCCCAGCCCCCGGGUCGUCGCCCCCGCGCUGCCAUCUGAGACCCGGUAGUGCCGCCCCUGCUGCAGCGGGAAAGAGAACAGAGAGUCCUGGGGACAGGAAGCCGUCAAUUAUAGAUUUCAUCAAACGAGCUUCAAAACAAGACAGACAUAUGUUGGAUUCUCCACAAAAAUCAAACAUCAAAUAUGGAGGAAGUGGAUUGUCCAUCACUGGGACAGAACAAUUUGAGAGGAAACUGUCCUCACCAAAAAAAUCUAAACCCAAAAGAGUACCAUCGGAAAAAAGCCCUAUUUUAGAAGUUCUCAUGAAAGGUGUUAAAGAGCACCGUAAAGAUCAUGGUGUAUGUGAGUCACGUCAUCCUUGUGUGUCACUAACCUCCAAGUAUUUAUCCAAAGGAACAAAUAUCUGUGUUCCUCCUUCAUAUCACUUGUCAAAGGAGAUGAAGAAACUAAAGAAAAAACAUCGAUCUCCAGAGAGACGGAAGUCACUGUUUAUUCAUGAAAAUAGCAGGGAAAAGAAUGAUAGAGAGCGAGGCAAGACCAACACAGAUUCCAAAAAGCAGGCCACUGUGACAGAAGCUGACAUCUUCAAAAACAACUCCAGGAGUCUUAGCAGCAGAAGCAGCCUGUCCAGGCACCACCCAGGAGAAAGCCCCCUGGGACCUAAGUUCCAGUUGAUACUAGCUUCUUACUGCAAAGAACGAGAACUAAAGAAGUUGAGAAAGGAGCAAAUGGAGCAGAGAAUCAACUCAGAAAAUUCUUUUUCAGAAGCAAGCAAUCUUUCUUUAAAAUCCUCUAGUACAGGAAGAAAAUGUAAACCAGGGCAGGAACAAAGUAAACAGAAUGAUGUCAUACCUGGAAAGAGUAGUCUUUCAAACCUGGAAAAUGGACAUCUCUCAAGAAAAAGAUCAUCUUCUGAUUCAUGGGAAUUUACUUCAGCAGGCUCUAAGCAGAAUAAAUUCCCUGACAAAAGAAAAAGGAAUUCUGUGGAUUCAGAUAUGAAAAGCACAAGAGAAUCUGUGAUACCAAAAGCAAAAGAGUCCUUCCUUGAGAAGCGUCCUGAUGGACCACCUCAGAGAGAAAAAUUUAUAAAACAUAUUGCACUGAAGACACCUGGUGGUGUGUUGCGCUUGGAAGAUAUAGCCAAGGAACCAAAUGAUGAAACUAGUUGCUCCUCUGCAGGCUUGGCACCUUCAAAUUCUGGCCACCAUUCUUCUAGGAAUAGUGACCAAAUCCGUGUGGCAAGUACCAAAGAGACUAAGAUACAGAAACCCCACUUACCUUUACCUCAGGAAAAAUCUACGAUUAAAAAAGCUAGCAACCUUCAGAAAAGUAAAAGUGCUAGCUCUGUGACAUCAAAGGAGACAAAACUUCUACCUUUACUUUCCCAUGUUCCAAGUGCUGGUUCUUCUCGGGUACCAUUAAAUGCUAAAAAUUGCACUCUUCCAGUUCCUAAAAGAGAUAAAGAGUGUUCCUCAUCUAAAGAAUGUUCUGGGCAUUCUGCUGAAUCCUCCAAAUACAAAGAACACAAAGCAAAGACUAAUAAAACUGAUCCUAAUGUGUCUUCAGGGAAAAUUUCUGGGGAAUCUUUGCCUUCAGAAAAUGGCACUCCUACAAAGUCUCCCUCAGCUACUUUGGAAGUUGUGCCAGGUAUCCCAAGCCCUACAACACCUUCAGAUGAAGUCCCUUCAGAUAAAGAGAGUUCAGGAAAUUCCAAUGCAGGUAGCAAUGCACUGAAAAGAAAACUAAGGGGUGAUUUUGAUAGUGAUGAAGAAAGUUUAGGUUACAACCUAGACAGUGAUGAGGAAGAGGAAACAUUAAAAUCACUGGAAGAAAUAAUGGCUUUGAACUUCAAUCAAACUCCUGCAACUACAGGAAAGCCUCCUGCUCUUUCCAAGGGGCUUAGAUCUCAGUCAUCCGACUAUAUAGAAAAUGUUCAUACAGGAACUUACACAAAUACUUUAGAGCGUCUAGUGAAGGAGAUGGAAGACACACAAAGGCUAGAUGAACUGCAGAAGCAACUACAAGAAGAUAUACAGCAGGGCCGAGGCAUUAAAUCCCCAAUCAGAAUUGGAGAUCAAGACAGCACAGAUGAUGAAGAUGGACUCUUGGAAGAGCACAGGGAAUUUCUAAAGAAAUUUUCAAUUACAAUUGAUGCUAUUCCUGAUCAUCAUCCAGGUGAAGAAAUAUUUAAUUUCCUCAAUUCUGGAAAAAUUUUCAAUCAGUAUACGUUGGAUUUAAGAGACUCUGGUUUUAUUGGACAAAGUGCUGUAGAAAAGCUUAUUCUUAAAUCAGGAAAAACAGAUCAGAUUUUUUUGACAACACAAGGUUUCCUUACCUCUGCUUAUCACUAUGUUCAGUGUCCUGUACCUGUGUUAAAGUGGCUAUUCCGGAUGAUGUCUGUUCAUACAGACUGUAUUGUGUCAGUGCAAAUUUUAAGCACAUUAAUGGAAAUAACAAUUAAAAAUGAUACCUUCAGUGACUCACCAAUUUGGCCCUGGAUCCCAUCAUUGUCUGAUAUAGCAGCUGUGUUUUUCAACAUGGGGAUUGAUUUUAGAUCUUUAUUUCCUCUGGAAAAUCUUCAGCCAGACUUUAAUGAAGAUGAUCUAGUUUCUGAAACACAGACAACAUUGGGAGAAAAAGGAGGUGAAAAUUCAUCUUGUAAGCCAAUUUUUUCAACUCUUCCUGAAACCAACAUUUUAAAUGUGGUCAAGUUUCUAGGCUUGUGCACAUCUAUACAUCCGGAAGGUUACCAGGAUCGUGAAAUAAUGUUGCUGAUUUUAAUGUUGUUUAAAAUGAGUUUGGAAAAACAGCUGAAACAGAUUCCUCUAGUAGACUUUCAAAGCCUCCUGAUAAACCUGAUGAAAAACAUCAGAGAUUGGAACACAAAGGUGCCUGAACUCUGUCUGGGCAUAAAUGAACUCUCUAAUCAUCCCCACAACCUUUUGUGGUUAGUACAGCUGGUACCUAACUGGACAUCUCGUGGAAGGCAACUGAGACAGCGCCUCAGUCUAGUGAUUAUUUCAAAGCUUUUGGAUGAGAAACAUGAAGAUGUCCCCAAUGCCAAUAAUCUGCAGAUAUCAGUCCUACAUCAUUAUCUUGUGCAAAUGAAGCCUUCUGAUUUGUUAAAGAAAAUGGUCUUGAAGAAAAGGGCUGAACAGCCAAAUGGCACUAUUGAUGACAAUCUUCAUUUAGAACUUGAAAAGCAGGCUUAUUAUCUGACCUACAUUCUUCUUCAUUUAGUCGGUGAAGUUAGUUGUUCUCAUUCUUUUUCUUCUGGACAACGGAAACACUUUGUGCUACUCUGUGGGGCUUUGGAGAAGCAUGUUAAAUGUGAUAUUAGGGAAGAUGCAAGACUUUUUUACAGAACUAAGGUGAAAGACUUGGUUGCCAGGAUACAUGGGAAAUGGCAGGAAAUAAUCCAGAACUGCCGGCCUACUCAGAAUUUUUUUGCUUUGGCCAGGGCCAGGUUUGAAUCUGCCACCUCCAGCCAGUGCCCUACUCCUUUGAGCCACAGGGGCAGCUUCAUGACUUCUGGGUACCAGAUUCUUAACAGGAGUUGCAGCAGCAAAAAUGUGAACCAAGAGAAAUUCAAUAAGAUGCUUUCUUAGAGAGACAGAGAGAAUUAUUACAGCAAAUGUGCCACUUGAUUAGUUUGGUGCUGGUAAUGAAGAAAUUAUCAUUUCUGAAGCAGAUAUGAAACCUUUUUUAAAAGAGCAGAGUUUUAUAAAAAGAGGAAGGGAUAAAAGCAGCUAAUAGUUAAAUGUCUAACCUGUCCCUAAUUAACUCCUCUUUUUACAUUGUAAGCCAGUUUUCUUUCUUCAGAUAGUAUUUGUGGCACUGAGUAAUCAGAGGAAAUAAUGCUAGAAAAGAGUUUGGACUGACUGAGGAGUUGGAUGUGGAAACCAAGACCAAGUUCCAAUUUGGUUUAAUUUUCCUUCCUGGUUAUUUUAGUAUGCAAAGGGAAAGCUUAGAAUUGAAUUAGGAAUAAAAGGCUUAAAUCUCUUCUAUAACUCCUAUAAACCAUGGUGAUAUUUCAGUCUUUAUUUUCCGUGACUAUUCAAGAUUAUAAAUCUGUUAGGUUUUUAAAAUACAUUUAAACAGCAGUUGAGAAACAGAAGUUUAAUAUAUUAUCAGAUCCCCUCAAGGGGAGGAAGUUAAGCUGUAAAGUAGUAGCUUAGUUCUUAUGCCAAAACAGUCAUAUGCAGUUUGUUUUAUAUUUCUUUUAAGUGCAUAUAUUUUUUUAAAUACUGGUUAAAUCUUAGAAUCUUGACUAAAUUUUAGGAUUCUGACUAUAGACCAUGUUACAGAAAUCUAUAUUGUAAAAACCUGAAGAUCUGGACAAGUUUCCAAAACCUUGUUUUCAUGAGUAUAUAACUUUGGCAGAGUCCUAGAUGAUGUUUAUUUUUUGGAACACUCUCUGUGUGUGCACACAUGUGCUUAUACCUUGAAGUUGUUGCACUUGAAAACCACAGCUGCUCUAAAUUCUUAAACACUGGAAAGCCAUCCUUUGGUUUAAAUGGUGGAGAGUUAGGUGAAGUACUCAUACUGGUUUUAGCCCCAGGGUCCUUUGAAGGCUUUGGUAAUAACAUAUUCUCCCUAGCCAACUGAAACAUUAUUUUGUUGACUGAGUGUCCCUUUUAGGAGGAUUUGUUUCCUGAAAGAGAAUGCCAACUUUUUUUGUUGGCUUGCGACCUGUUCUGAGCACUAGGGUCUCCAGUUGUGCAGAAGAAAGAUGACAGAAAGGGGAGGAGUUGAUGUUCAUGGUUUGAGAGGGGAGAAAAUAAAUUUUGAAAAGUUAACUUUCUACCUCUCAUUUGAGGCUUAGGAGUAAAAAACAUUUUAUCUUAAAUUUACCAUUUAAAAUAGUAUCAGUAACUUUUGAGCUCAUGUCAAGCAUUGGGCAGUUAGAGAUUUUUAAGGAAGACUAAAUAUGUCCAGUUUCCAAGAACCUAACGCUGACUGAGGCUCUAACAGUCAGACCAACAAAGUUUUAUUCUGUGUUGAGUUUACUGGUAAGAAUAUUAUCUUGAUACUACCUCUCCAGGGUAUUGUUACAAAAUGCCACUUAUGGUUAAAGAGAUAGAUAAAAAGAGUUAUAUUUGACAGAAGCUUGAAACUCUGGCAUCUAUCUGCCCAACAAUGGGGGCUUUCACUCUGUAAUUUAAUAAUUUGUAGAUACAUUAUUUGUGUGUAAUUUUAUAAGUGUUCAUAUUUUUCUCAUUUUGCAUUGUGUAAAGUGUACAAAAUCUCAGAAGUAUAAAAUACUGCUUAUAUUGCUUGUAAUU